Molecule: messenger RNA, 1191 nt
Organism: Aspergillus pseudonomiae
Lineage: Eukaryota; Fungi; Ascomycota; Eurotiomycetes; Eurotiales; Aspergillaceae
Exons: 2
Coding region: 1-1191 (396 amino acids)
Source: RefSeq, a predicted model, not a curated record
AUGAAAUGCCUUCGGUCAGUGGCUAGUCUCAGCAAGGAGGAAGUGAGACUGUUAACCCGGGUCCUGCGCAUAGGGUUCAUCGACCCGGCUGGGAACGAGCCUAGAGACAAAGGCGAGAUAAUGAGGGCCAUCAAGAAACUUCCCUCGGUCCUGCAGAGGCACUGGCUGGAUCACUGGAUGAACCUCAUAGGUCGGGCGCCCGCCGUGGCCCUGUGUGAUUUGCAUACGAAACUGAACCCCUACAUUAUUCAAUACAUAUUUGAGCUGCUGCGAUGCGAGGUUAUCACGCAUUUGGAGUGCCUCUACUGGUACCAUAGUGUGCUCCGGGAUUCUCGCCUUGACGGCGUCGAUCUCAAAGUGCGAGAUAUUGUGUACAGCUUGCGAGAUAUACAUUACAUGUGGACCCCCUCUCGACAAGUUAUUCAAGGAAGCCCGGUCACGUACCAGCAGAAUAAGUGCGAAGCGUGCAUUCUAGCCCGGGUUGUCAACGGGCGGAAAUUCCUGCAGCAUCUCCGGACAGCCCUCCUGAGCCGGACAGCAACCAGGAGGAAUCAUCGGGUACCGACGUUCCUCCCGUUCGUGGAUGAAAGCAUAGCCUGCCAUGAAGGCUUCAUCGAUAGGAUACAUUGGCGCAGCAGCACACUGGCGACAGCCAUGAAGCGUCAGCGGAAACAUGCCCACCGGGCUCGGAUGAUGUCUAACCCUAUGGCGAGUCUCAAACAAGAGACCUCAAAAGCCACAGAUGAGGUUGUAGUCCCCAUUGGCAUAGACCCGGAGGUUCUCGAGUCAUUUCACGGGGGACGGCAAAAGGACGGAAACCAUGGUGAACCCUACACAGCAUCUGAGCUGGUGCCCAAAAGACACGAUAGUGACACCGACACCCUUGCAGGAAUAGUCGGGUUGUACAACGAGCCUCAACCUUUGAACUGGAUAUCCUCUCCCAUAUCCUGUGCGAUGGAGAGUCAAUCAGAUGUCUCUUCUGUCACUUACACCGACGAAUCACCCUCUCAUGUGUCACCUACCUCGCCUAAGGACAACCCGUGGCUCGCUCCAUUAACUUCCACACCAGAUCCGUUGCCUGGUCGUUCACCAUCAAUCCACAAGAGAAAAGCACCAAUAGAAAAACCCGCGGAUGAUGUCAAAGCCUCUACUGGGAAGAACCCCCAGGGGAUGACGGAUGUGAGCAGAUAG